GCGGCGCCGGCGAUUCCUCCCUUCCACAGUUCCACUCUGCUCCUCUCCCCCAUGGCGGCUUCCUCCGCCUCCCUCCUCGCCCGGCGCCUCCUCCUCUCCCGCCGCUUCCUCUCGUCCCCACUCCGCCCCUUCUCCACCACCACGACGCCCUCCUCCUCCUCCUCGAUCUCUUCCCCCUCGUUUAAUGGGUCCGACACGGAAUCCGACCCUGAGCUCGAGAACGACCAGGCCCCCGGGGAGCAGGAUCGCCAGCAGGCGCAGAAUCGCCCGCGCCCGCCCAACACCACCCGCCCCCUCGAGAACGGCCUCGACCCCGGCAUCUAUAAGGCGAUAAUGGUGGGGAAGGUCGGGCAGGAGCCGAUGCAGAAGCGGCUGCGGAAUGGGAGGACCAUCGUGCUCUUCUCGCUCGGCACCGGCGGCAUCCGCAACAACCGCCGCCCGCUGGACCGCGAGGAGCCGCACCAAUACGCCGAUCGAUGCUCCGUUCAGUGGCACCGCGUCUGCGUCUACCCAGAGCGCCUCGGCACCCUCGCGCUCAACCACGUCAAGACCGGCACUGUUCUCUAUUUGGAAGGAAAUCUGGAGACCAAAGUGUUCUGUGAUCCAAUUACUGGGCUGGUUAGACGCAUAAGAGAAAUAGCUGUGCGUGCAAAUGGUCGCCUCUUGUUUCUUGGUAAUGAUGCAAAUGGUCCCAAGUUGGGUGAAGUCAAGGGCGUCGGCUACUUCUGAUACUGGUUUUUGUUUAACUGAUGAUACCAGUUGAUGCUGACAACUGGGAUGGAUGUAUCAGUGGUGCGGAACUUGCUCAAUAUUGUUGAAGUCUGAGAGUGAACCAACAAAUCUCGGCAGAGAUUCAAAGUCUUUUGCUGCGCUGAAUUUAUCAGAUUUCUCUUUUCCUCAAGCUCUCAACACCAUGUAGAUGCCUUAUAAUUGUUGAGCAGCAGCAUGUAGUGUGUGUAACUUAAUUUAACCUCAGACACACUUUAUGGAGUGAUUCCUUUCUACGUUUCCGUUCUUAGUUGUUUUUAAGAGUUGUUUUGCCAUUA
Molecule: messenger RNA, 1046 nt
Organism: Setaria italica (foxtail millet)
Lineage: Eukaryota; Viridiplantae; Streptophyta; Magnoliopsida; Poales; Poaceae
Product: single-stranded DNA-binding protein, mitochondrial
Exons: 4
Coding region: 52-729 (225 amino acids)
Biological process (GO): positive regulation of helicase activity; mitochondrial DNA replication
Cellular component (GO): mitochondrial nucleoid
Molecular function (GO): single-stranded DNA binding
Source: RefSeq, a predicted model, not a curated record